CUCACACUCCUCCCCAUAUCCCAGGUCUCUCCCCCCCAGGGCCAGGGGCCCCUCAAUACCCCAUGAUGGCUCAGGACUGGGAGGAAGAGGGGAAACUCGUAGCCUGGUUCCCUGGGGUCCUUCCCAGAAGGCCAGGAUCGGCCAGACCGCAGGCCCCGGCCUCACCGGUCCCUCUGUCCCCAGCCCCAGGCCGCAGGGGCUCCGUGGCGCUGGUCUCCGAAAUCUUCGAGCAGCACCUGGGAGGACACAUCUUGCAGUCCCUGGAUGGCUUUGUGUUUGCCUUGAGCCAGGAGGGGAAGUUCCUCUACAUCUCAGAGACCGUCUCCAUUUACCUGGGUCUCUCACAGGUGGAGCUGACGGGCAGCAGCGUCUUCGAUUACAUCCACCCCGGGGACCACUCCGAGGUCCUGGAGCAGCUGGGACUGCGGGCCCGGACCUCCGGGCCCCCCACCCCGCCCUCCAUCCCCUCCUCUUCCUCCUCUUCCUCCUCGCUUGCCGAUACUCCUGAGAUCGAGGCCAGCCCCACCGAGGUGCCCCCCUCCUCCCGGGCCCAGGAGCGCUCCUUCUUCGUCCGCAUGAAAUCCACCCUCACCAAGCGGGGUCUGCACGUCAAGGCCUCGGGGUACAAGCCAGGCCAGGAGAGACGCGAGGGGCCGGCAGAGCCCAUCUCCCCCUCCCCCUCCCCCAGGGUCAGCGAGCACAUGGACCUGGGGCCCGCGGAGCUGGUGGGCCGCAGCUGCUACCAGUUUGUCCACGGACAGGACGCAGCCAGGCCCCGCCGGAGCCACCUGGACCUGCUGGACAAGGGCCAGGUGGUGACCGGGUACUACCGCUGGCUGCAGCGCGCGGGGGGCUUUGUGUGGCUGCAGUCCGUGGCCACCGUGGCUGUGAGCGGGAAGAGCCCCGGGGAACGCCACGUGCUGUGGGUCAGCUACGUGCUCAGCCAAGCGGAGGGCGGCCACACACCCCUGGACGCCUUCCAGCUUCCAGCCAGCGCGGCCCGCGAGGACGCGUCCAGCCCAGAGCCAGAACCCGCAGAGCCAGCGCCCCCAGUGCAAGGGAAGCCGGCUGCCCCCCCAGAUGAGGAGGAGGCCCCCCAGACCCAGGGCAAGUGCAUCAAAGUGGAGCCUGGCCGUGGGGACACGAAAGACCUGGAGGACAGCGGAGACGAGGAGCCAGCUGGCCACGCAGCCCCGCCACCG
Molecule: messenger RNA, 1202 nt
Organism: Myotis davidii
Lineage: Eukaryota; Metazoa; Chordata; Mammalia; Chiroptera; Vespertilionidae
Gene: NPAS1
Product: neuronal PAS domain protein 1
Exons: 8
Biological process (GO): regulation of transcription by RNA polymerase II
Molecular function (GO): protein binding; RNA polymerase II transcription regulatory region sequence-specific DNA binding; DNA-binding transcription factor activity, RNA polymerase II-specific
Source: RefSeq, a predicted model, not a curated record